CGGCCGCCCCAGUAGACAAGAAGAAAUGAAAAGAAACGCAGGGAUGGCGGAUAAACCAUAGUUUCACCGAAGCAAGCCCAUAAUAUUACCGGCAGUCAUGUAGAGAAAGCGGGAAAUACGAUCAGUGCCCUGCUACCAAAAUGGCAGAUGGUAGCCCUGUGGGCCCUGCCUGUUCUGACGACGGACUGACAGUCUUACAAGGUCAUGGUGGAGGAACAAUUAUGGUCCUCAAUGGAGAUCUUUGUCAGAACCCCCAACUGAAAAAGGCUCUUGAGGAGAAUCCCCAUCUUCUUGAAGGGGCCACUUGUCUACCUGCCUUGAGUAAUCAAAAGUCUGGGCUUGAGUGUAAAAAGGAGAGUGGAGAGGAGAGUGAUAGUUUAGCUCUCAGUGCUGCUGCUGAUGGAGUCCUGCUGGUGGCGACAGACACACAAAACACAGAUGGUACCUGGACAGACGGGACAGACCAAGAAAAAAGUCAUCAAGAGGGCAUAUUCUACAUACAUGCUGUGUCUAGUGGUCUAUCUGCAGUGGAGAGUGACCCUGCAAAAAGCUCACCAAGGCAUUAUGAAUGUGAUUAUGGAGGUGGCUGUGGGAAGACGUUUGCUACCUCAGCACAUUUAAAGUACCACACACGUACCCAUACAGGAGAGAAACCCUUUAUGUGUUCAUUUGAGGGAUGUGGUCGUACAUUUACCUCCUCUGGACACCUCAAGUAUCACCAAGGAACUCACAGUGGAGAGAAGCCAUUCAAGUGUCAGCAUCCAGGCUGUGAUAGGGUGUUUGCAUGGCCAGCACACCUCAAAUACCACAUGAAGACUCACCUUGGUGACCGGCCGUAUAAGUGCUCAUAUGAGGGAUGUGGAAAGAGCUUCUAUGUUCUACAGCGCCUCAACGUCCAUGCACGAACACAUACAGGUGAACGCCCAUAUACCUGUCAAGUCAAUGAUUGCAUGAAGUCCUUUACAACUGCUGGGAACCUCAAGAACCACAUGCGUAUACACACAGGGGAGCGUCCCUACAGAUGUCCGUUCGUAAACUGCCGGCGAUCGUUUACUGAACACUCGAGCCUGCGCAAGCACAAACUGACCCAUACUGGUGAGAAGCCAUACUCAUGCUCCAUCUGCGGGAAAACCUUCAGUCAAAGCGGUAGCCGUAACGCGCACCAGCGCAGACACUCCUUGUGGCAACAGCAGCCGCCCAAGCAGGGGAAGGAGGAGGACGAGGAGGAGCAGGAGCAAUUGGACGAAGGAGAAGACCCGAACCAGGAGUUGAUGUAUUCAGAUGACAUGACAACACAAACUACCACGGCCGAACACCACCUUGUUCUUAACCAACCCAUUGUUGCCAAGGAGGUUUCCAUAGAGACGACGCCUGUUCAAAACCUACACGCUGUGGUGCAAAGCGCGGCGGAGGAGCUCAUCGUUACACAGCAGCCCAUGUCGCAAUCUAACGCUGUCGUUGUAACGCUAGCAGAAACCGUUGCUGCACAGCAAGCACUGCUCCAAUCUAUGCUAGAUGGAACAGCUGUCAUCCCUACCAGUCAAACCGGUUUCCUAACCAGUCAGGCCGGACCAGGUGACGAAUUAUCCGUUGUGGAGCAUGUGCUUGAGCAUCACGAUGUUGAACAGAUGAUGCGGAGUGUAGGACAGCACAUUCUUAAUGGACAGAUGCCAAUAACAGAGUCUACGACAAUAACAGCUGACGUACCAAACUAUAUUGUUCAGUCUGAGCAUGUGCAGAGUAUGCCCAUCACACGAGGGGAAGGAUCAUCUAUCCGCAAUAAUGCUAACAUAAAAAAUGACUUUCUCCAAGAGGAGAACUACAAUUGUGAAGCAAAAUGCCCCCAGUGACCUAUAUACCAUAUACUUUUGUCGUAUAUUAUUAUACGACAAAAAUGUGAUAAUGCCAUAAAAACUGACGUACAUUUUGUAAGCCAUUAAUACAACUUAAUUUAUACAUAUAUAUUACAACCAAAUAUAAGGUAGCCUUUUAUGAUCUAUAAUUCGUCGCGUCGCAGUUGCAAAAGUCAAGGGAAGCGAGAUCUGGAAGAAAUAAUUUUUCUAAAAGCAUGGGUUUCAAGUCUUAGUCUUAAAUGGACAGAAAUCCGGAGUAAACUUAGCAAUACAGAGUUUUAUUUAACAAAAGCGUAGAUUAAUAGUAUUUCUGUCAGUAGUCAGCUAAUUAUUUCCUUUCGGUACUAAAACUAGUAUCUUUUAAUAAUAUGUACGGUACUAAAACUAGUAUCAUUCAAUAAUAUAUACGGUACUAAAA
Molecule: messenger RNA, 2271 nt
Organism: Nematostella vectensis (starlet sea anemone)
Lineage: Eukaryota; Metazoa; Cnidaria; Anthozoa; Actiniaria; Edwardsiidae
Product: zinc finger protein 239
Exons: 9
Coding region: 141-1850 (569 amino acids)
Biological process (GO): regulation of transcription by RNA polymerase II
Molecular function (GO): DNA-binding transcription factor activity; RNA polymerase II cis-regulatory region sequence-specific DNA binding
Source: RefSeq, a predicted model, not a curated record